AUGCAUAUGCUCCACUUCAACCCUAGCUCCCUCUUCUUCCCGUCAAAACCCACUUCCUUAACUCCUCUCUCGCCGGCCGGUCCCACUUCUCUCCGCUGCUUUGCAGUCGGAGGCGACGUCCCCGCCGGGCCAGACUUCCCCAGGUGGUUCCCCUUCAUUUCUUCUUCUUCUGCUGCUGCUGAUGCCGCCAGCAUCCGGAUUGGUAAAGACUCCGACGGCGGCGGAGGAGGAGUUGGUUACGGCUCCGGUGGAGUGGACGGCGGCUUGUCCCAGAGGCGGAGUAACGGCGGCCUGAGUGGAAGCAGGUUGAACGCGAGGGAGAAGAAAUGGUCGAGGAAUAGAGAUAGCUACCUGGUGGAUGAUGAGGAUGUGCUCCCUCUCCCCAUGUCUUAUCCCAAUACUAAACCCGUCACUCCAGAGGAGAUUGAUAAGCGAUUGAGAUGUGACACUGAAAUUGAGGCAAGUAAAGUUCCAAGAACAUGUAAAGCUGAGAACUUUUAUGUUUUAAGGCAUAAUAGGGUCAAUGGGGUGUCAAUGGUUCCAGUAUGUGAAUUUCAUUUCUGGAACUGUAGGAUUGCAGGGAAGUGGUUUAUGAAUGGACUGGAAAGUGCAGGAGUUGCCAAGGGUCAGGGGAUGUCAGUUAUUUUAACAAGAGAGGGAAGGAGGUUAUCUGCAAAUGCGUGCCUUGCCAAGGGAUCGAUAAAUGUAGGAUAUGUGCAGAAGAUUACUGCUCGGAAGGACAUUGAAGUAAUGGAGAACUUGGACAACGGAAAGCCACCAUGAGAUCGAUCAUCGUGUUUCUUUUAGGUUCAGACUUCAGAGUAUACUUCCCAUGAAUUCUGGUUUUCGUACAGAACUAUAUAGAGAUUGACAAGCAUAUCUUGACAUGGAGAAUAUAGGGCAAAAAGUGAUGGGCAAAGGGCUUCAAAUUUGUUAACCUUUUUGAAAAGGAAUCUAUUCUUUCCGUUGAGCUUCUUCAACCACAGCUUUCUUUUUCCAUAUGUACAUCUCUUGAAGAGGUUCCUCGCAGGUUGAUCUCAGGAAUAAAAGAAAGCCC
Linum tenue is the source of this 1057-nucleotide messenger RNA. The record is from the annotation of a GenBank genome assembly. Lineage: Eukaryota; Viridiplantae; Streptophyta; Magnoliopsida; Malpighiales; Linaceae.